This is a messenger RNA of Cornus florida, 1494 nucleotides long. RefSeq lists its product as uncharacterized. The record is from RefSeq and is a predicted model, not a curated record. Lineage: Eukaryota; Viridiplantae; Streptophyta; Magnoliopsida; Cornales; Cornaceae. The transcript has 4 exons. Gene Ontology annotation, molecular function: nucleic acid binding. Bases 215 to 1291 code for a protein of 358 amino acids.
UCUCCUGGUUUGGGUUGGGGUUUGGGGAUAAGAGGGGUUGUUAUAUUGGUUCUCAUGCGUAGAAUUAGAAACACCGAAGUCUCUUCUUCUUGAACCUCCCGCCGGGAGGAGAUAGAGAGAAGAAGAACAGACUCACUUCUAGAGAGAGAAAGAAAGGGUCUGCAAAUAAAUAUACGUAAUUUAUACACGUAGAGAGAGAGCUCUACGAUUCGCCAUGGAUUCAGCUCCACCAAGGACCGAUAAUGACAUCGUUUCUCAGAACGAAAAGGGGGCAUAUACGUCAAUGGUCGAUCCCUUCUUGGUUGAGGCUCUCCAAAACCCUCGUCAUCGUCUUACCAUUCUGCGAAUGGAACUCGAAAUUCAAAAGUUUCUGCAGAAUUCUGAUCAACAGCAGUUUGAGUUCCAGCAUUUUCCUACUUCCUACCUUCGCCUUGCAGCGCACCGUGUUGCUCAACACUACGGUCUGCAGAGUAUGGUUCUAGAUAAUGUCUUAGAUGGCCUGGGAACUAGAAUUAUGGUGAGAAAAAUGACAGAAAGCAAAUACCCUUCUGUCUGUUUAUCCGAAAUACCUGCUAAACAGCCGGACAGUGACACACACAAGCGGAUUAAAAUUGUUAGCAGGCCAAGACUUGAUAAAGCUUCCUCAGAUGAAGCCAAUGAACUGGGGAUCAAACGCAAUCCUGUGAGAACUGUGGAAGAGAGGAAGGAAGAUUAUGACAGGGCACGAGCUCGCAUUUUCAGUAACUCUAGUAGUCGUGAGUCGGAAGAUACAUUGUCUCAGGAUUCAUUAGAUGGGAAAAUUUUGAGUUUGAGCAAAGAUGAGAAUGGAGGUUGCAGGAACUGCAUGGUUGAUUCAGAGAAAAUCCUCUGCGUCAGAGAUGGUGGUACUUCUUCCCAAGUUGCUAUUUUCAGAGAUAGGGAGAAGGAUCGCACUGACCCAGAUUAUGACCGAAGAUAUGAAAGGUAUGUUAGGAGUAUACCAGCUAAUCAAAGUGAAAGCUUUGUGCCUUUCAAUAUGCAGAAUUGUCAGCCUCCCUUUGUGCAGUAUGAUGCCGUUUUUCCUCAGAUGGGUCAGAUGCCAAGGACUCAUGGUUCUAUCAGCUACAGUACCCCUGUCAUGAGCCCUUUUUGCACAAUGGGGCAUCAGACAUCUAGGAAUCCUGUUUAUAUGCAGUUGCCAAAUCCUGCCGUGAUGUAUGCACAAUCAUAUGAUCAAUUGAGAUAUGCUUUUUUCCAGGCCCACUACUGUCAGCAGCCUCUGAGUUUUGAUUACUCCCAAACCAUUGAUUGAGUUAGAUAUGGAAGGUCCAUACGAUGCAAUUUUUUUUUUUUCCUCCCAUUCAGGAUAUUGUCAUAAGACAACUUUAUAAAAUUGUUGUUCUCAUAGUUUAUCAUUUUUAUUUUUGGUGACUUGAUUUUAGGGCAAGAAUACCAUAUUUACUAUUUAUUAUUUGAUUGUAGUUGAAUCUUAUAUAUAUGUGUCUGUCUGUGUUA